CGCUGAGCGUCUGUGGUAGGAGUGGGUGGGGCCUGAGAGAUUCGAAAGGAGCCCCGCCCCCAGGAGCUGAUUCCCGGGACUAGGCUGUGGAAGGAAAGCACCUUUCGCGGGAGGUCUAAGCUACCUCUUGCUCCUGCUGGCUGGAACAUGGGAGAUUUGGAGGAAGAUGUGAAGUUUAUAGUGGAUGAGACCUUGGACUUGGGAGGGCUGUCACCAUCUGACAGCCUCCUGCUCUCUAAUGUGUGGGUAUGGGGCCUGGUUUGCUUUCUCAGUCGUGAAGAGGAAGACAUAGCAGUGUUGAUGACUCCGGAGAAACCCCUCCGACGAGGCCUCUCCCACCGAAGUGACCCAAAUGCAGUGGCCCCCGCCCCCCAGGGUCUGAGGCUCAGCUUAGGCCCCCUCAGCCCAGAGAAGCUGGAGGAGAUCCUGGAUGAAGCCAACCGGCUGGCAGCUCAGCUGGAGCAGUGUGCCUUGCAGGAGCGGGAGAUCACGGGCGAGGGCCCUGGGCCUCGCAGGGUGAAGCCCAGCCCUCGGCGGGAGACCUUUGUGCUGAAGGACAGUCCUGUCCGAGACCUCCUGCCCACUGUGAGCUCUUUGGCUCGGAGCACCCCUUCCCCAAGCAGCCUGACACCUCGACUCCGGAGCAGUGACAGGAAGGGGUCAGUCAGGGCUCUUCGGGCAGCAUCUGGAAAGAGGCCCUCCAGUGUGAAGAAGGCCCACCUACCCCUGUCAGACCAGCCUUGGCCCCACAGCCUUCUACCAGCAACUCUCAGCGCCUGUCUCGGCCACAGGGAGCAGCUGUUAAACCUUCCAGUCGGCUGCCUGUUCCCUCUGCCAUCCCCAGGCCUGCCAGCCGAAUGCCACUCGCCAGCCGGAGUGUACCACCCAGCAAAGGUGCCCUACCUCCAGAUUCUCAGUCAACUCGGAAAGGACUUCCAAGACCAAGUGCUGCAGGGCAGAGAGUUCCUAUUUCCCAGCGACCAAAUCUUCCCGUCACUGGUGCCCCUCGCAGCAAUCUGCAGCCUCCCAGGAAAGCUGCAGUCCCAGGACCCACCAGGUAAAGAGAGCAGGACAAGCAGCAAGAAUUCAGUAGCAAAACACUACAGUCACUGCCUGGACUCGCCUCUUCUCGGCCUCCCAGCCGUCCGGUUGGAGGCAGGCCCUGACUCCAGCAGAUUCUGGCCCAGAGGCAGGAGGAAGAGAUGCCAUCAGGGCUGGUGCCCAGGAGUAGAGACCGUGGGAGAUGGGGUAGAUUAGGGUUGAGCUGGAGGAGAAUCGAACUCUCUGAGUUGAAAGAAGAGGAGGGAAAAGAGGUCGCCUCCCAGUAGUGAAAUGAACAAACCAAAAAUGAGAAAUGCAGGAGAGUGGUUGGUCCUCAUCCACACCCACUCCUGUGUUCAGCCCCAGGGAGUUUGAUCUUCUUCCCAGGCACUGCUUCACUGGACAUUUACAUGUGAAUGGCCUCUGUAGCUAACCUCCCUGCUCUCUGAGGAGGGCUCAUCCUGUGUCACGUCCCCUACUGGACUCGGGCCUGUUUGGAGAGACCGAGAGGCAGGCACCUGGUCUCCAGAACUUGUUUCCUGUGAAUUCUGUGACUCCUAACAGGCCAGUUUAUGGUAAGCUUACCCCAACAGUCUGCA
This is a messenger RNA of Equus quagga, 1640 nucleotides long. It is a transcript of the gene PSRC1, whose product is annotated as proline and serine rich coiled-coil 1. Gene Ontology annotation, cellular component: spindle microtubule; spindle pole; microtubule cytoskeleton. The transcript has 7 exons. Gene Ontology annotation, molecular function: microtubule binding. The coding region runs from base 148 to 1257 and encodes 369 amino acids. Gene Ontology annotation, biological process: mitotic metaphase chromosome alignment. NCBI's taxonomy places the organism in Eukaryota, Metazoa, Chordata, Mammalia, Perissodactyla, Equidae. The record is from RefSeq and is a predicted model, not a curated record.